GCAGUGGGCAAUGAACAUCUCCAUCUGGGAGGGCGGGAGUAAUGAUGGUUUUCACACCAAUGAGUACCUCUGCUUUUAAUGGAAACAGCUGUCAGAUCCCAAGCAGAAAGGGAACGUAUGAAGGACCCUUCUCAUGACAGAAACUUAUUGCCGGUUGGAACAAAGCACAGAAACGCCAAGCUUUUGUACAGGUAACAAAGGCACACACUGCUUUUCAGAAACGAGAGGUUUGUUUUCCUCCCACGGCUCUGUGUGGUGCGUCGGCUGCCACCAUCCCCAGAGCCGAUUGCGUUUCAGUCACCUCAUAAUGGCACACUUAUUGUUUCUUCUACCUGUUGCACCCUGUCACUAAACUCUUUGCAGUCACACAGCAUCUGAUCAACUACUAGUGAUGCUUUCAUUUUCUCUUAAAUGCUAAAUAAUGAUCUCUGGUCAGUGGCUGUGGAGCCUCAGUGGCAUCCCUCAGCCGAAGAUGCACGGUGUAAGUGAAUGCAAAGCACCCCCAGUUAUAAACAGAUGUUAGGUCACUGCUCAUCUCUCUCAUUAAGGCAAUUAGUGACCUGUAGAAGAUGAUCAAUCAGGGAUUUUAUUCAUCUCGACAUUGGUGUCUGGUUGCCUGCACUGAAGGAUGCUGUUUAUAGUCCAGUUUCUAAUCUCUUCCUUUCCUGCUCAUUAUUAUUAUCAACCAAAGUGCCUUUUUGCUUCUGUUACCAAAACAGAAUCCCCCCCGCCACCGUUUUAGCAGCUAACAUCCACAAUGGGGGCAACUGAUCCAGCACAGGAGUUAAAUAUAACCGUGCCUAGUGUAAGGAGAAGAUUUAAUGGGAAAUGGUUGGCAUUCUUUCUUCCUAAAGGCACGGCGAGAGAGCGAGAGCGGUCGAGAGCCGUACACACACACACAGACACACAGACACACACGCAUCCCGCAGCGAGCGAGGAAAGAGGAAGCGAGCAGGCAAGACAGACAGAGAGGCAGAGUAGAGAGCGAGCAAGCCCCAAAGCAGAGCUGCGCCUCCAGGCUGCAGUUGCCCAGGGCGCAGGCAGCAUGUUUGCCCUCAGCCUUGUUGCCUGGGGAUUUUACCUUCAGCUUGUCUUCUGCUUUGCUUUCUCUCAGACUUCGUACGUUGACAAUGCCUUCUCAGUUUCCUCAGAUCUCCCUUGUUUGGAACAGAAGAAACAGCUUCACCACAGACCAUGCUGUCUCCUUGGCCCUCCUCCACCGCCCCUGUUUCCACCGCCAUACUUCAGGCACAGCUGGAGCACUAAGCUGCUUACUCUGGACAUGAAGGACUUGUGCCAGGAGCUCCAGAUAACAAUGCCCGAAUUGCAUUGCCCCACAGGGCCUCCUGGCCCCCAGGGUCCACAAGGAAUUCCUGGUAUAAUGGGACCAAAAGGGGAGAAAGGGGAGAUCGGCAGGCCAGGAAGAAAGGGUAGACCAGGUCCCCCGGGUGUCCCUGGGAUGCCAGGACCAGUAGGAUGGCCUGGACCUGUGGGACCAAAGGGUGAAAAGGGAGAUUUGGGUGUGAUGGGAUUGCCAGGUACAAGAGGACCAAUGGGCUCCAAGGGUUUUCCAGGAACUAGAGGAGAAAAGGGAUCCAGAGGUGACAGAGGUGACAAAGGAGUUAAAGGAGACCAGGGAGAAGUAGGCUCUCCUGGGAUGCUGGGACAGAAAGGAGAGAUGGGCCCCAAGGGACAAUCUGGAGCACCGGGACACAGAGGACCUAUAGGAAGACCUGGAAAACGAGGCAAACAAGGACAAAAGGGAGACAUUGGACCUGUGGGUAUCAUGGGCCCACCUGGAAGGCCUGGUCCUUCUGGCCAGCCAGGCCCCCCUGGACCUUCAGGAUCAGGGCAAUUUGCAAUAGGACCAAAAGGGGAAAGAGGACUUCCAGGACCUCCAGGGAGAUGUCUCUGCAGAUCCCCACAGAAUGUGAAUAAUCCACCAUAUGAGGAAUCUGUGUUUGGACACAGUUAUCCAAAAGUCCCUGCGAUUUUUGUGGUGAAUAAUCAAGAAGAAUUGGACCGGUUAAACACCGAAAAUGCCUUAGCUUUUAGAAGAGAUCAGAGAUCUUUGUAUUUCAAGGAUACCUUUGGAUGGCUCCCAAUCCAGCUCAGCCCUUUCUACCCUGUGGAUUAUCGCUUUGGGGACAGCGGUACCUGUGGAGAUGGGAUCAUCCAGGAUGGGGAAGAGUGUGACGAUGGCAAUGCAGUUGUGACAGAUGACUGCAUAAGAUGUCGCCGUGCUUACUGUGGAGAUGGCUACAGACAUGAGGGGGUUGAGGACUGCGAUGGGAAGGAUUUUGGAUAUUUGACAUGUAAAACGUAUCUCCCUGGGUCUUAUGGAAAACUGCGAUGCACUUCUUACUGCUACAUUGACUCUACACAGUGCCGAUACUUCACAUGAGGGGAGCAGAGGUGGGCAGCAUCCCACAUGUCACGGGGUGCUAGGUGCUACACUGUCAUCUAUCCAGGAAGGACUGGAACAAGGAGAAAAAAAAAAAAAAAAAAAGAGGAAAAAAAAACACCUCUGUGUGAAAAACAAACAAACAGAUGUCAUGCUGCUGAUGGCCAUUUUGAGAUGUUUGUCUUUUUUUUUUUUUUUUCUUUUUUAAGUCAGAUUGGGAAAAAAUAGGACCACUGCAUCCUGUCUUAAUAGAGAAAUGUCAAACAGUGUUUGCCAGUAAGACUUUUGGGUGGCUGUGUGUGAGAACUUGCUCUAUCACAAAUGCUACUGGAAACUGAAUGUCACUAACCAGGAAUAUCAUGUAACAAGACAACAUUACCUCGACUUAGCACUGUUCAGCCUAAGUUCUUCAGGGUUUUUGUUUUUCAACCUUCUCUGCAUAAACACAAAGUGUAUCUUGGACAUGGUGUUUAUAGAGACUUUCUCUUUUAUUACAAUGUGAACUUCCUAAGUGUUGUGUCUACGUGAGUGAUGAUGACUUCAGCGGCAUUAAGGUUAGCUGCACGCCUUUGUGGAUUGAAGAGCAGGGGUCUUUCAGUUAAGUGCUUUAAAGAUCAGCAGAUGGGGCAAAAAACCUCCAGGCAAAGAAAUUGGGCUGGAUCUAUCUGCAUGCAUCCACAGAAAGGCGAGCUGUAUCACAGGGUCUGAACCUGCAGACCACAAAGGCUGGAGUGGCCAAACAAAGGGUGACACAGGACGAGCCUAUUUCCUUUUUUCACCUUCGCCGAGCCGGCUGCGUUCUGCGUGAGCCCAAAGGGACUGGGGCAGUGCUGGUUGCCCUCCUGAAACCUCAACACAGCCACGUAUGUGUGGCCUUCACUCUGGUUUCUGUGCUGUAAGAUCUUGUCAUUCUCCUCCCCUUGUCCAGCUGAUCUUCGUCCUUCUGUGCCAGCUGUGCCCCAGCCUCUCUCCCUGUGUGCCGACCCCUCUCGACCGCUCUCGGUUCCUGCCAUCGUGUCUGGAGUACCCCAGUGUGCCUCCUCACUUUUGUAUCUCCGUGAAACAAAUCCUGGCCUAGCGUGUUUGUGGGUGCUCAUUCAUGCUGUAUAAUGUACAUAUAUACUUGUUUUUCACAGGUUCAGUCAACUCUGUUAGCUCUGAUAGGAGUCAGGGUAAUUAUAUACUUAUUUAUUAGCAAGCAUUAAAGAGUAAAUUUUACAUAUUAAAUACGUUAUGUGCAAAAGAGUUCAUAACAGAAGAAAAUGGUGCAGAGAUGUGUGGAAUUCAGGACUAAGAGCCUCAAAUCAAGGUGUUAUUUUCAUACAGGCCACUCUUUUCUGCUUUGCCUUAAAUGCUGCACUUGAAUGUUUGAAAUGCGUGAGUUGUUUGUAACAAUGACGGCUGCACUUACACAGUUACUUCUGUAAAGGUUAAAUAAAGGUGGAUAUUACUUUGUGAUGAUAACGCAUUAAAGUAACCGAGAAAUACGUACAACCACCUGUAUAGGAGAUUGUAACUCUGCAUGUCCAACGUGAUACUGGAAAUCAUCAAUUAAAUGAAAAAUAAACAAAAUUAGUGUACUCUGUGGCUAUUGCUUACCUGGGCUGCUUGUGCUGCUGUGAAGCUGAGCCACCAACAUUUGUAGCCCAGUUCACUAGUUCACAACACUUCUUGUGGCUUUUAAAAAUUUAAUCAGAGGUCUUAAUAAAAGGCCAAGGAACCAAUGGGACAAGGAACAUGGCAUAAGCUCUGGAAGUCCAUGCACUAGAAGAGCUGCCUUUUAGUCCCCUGCCCUGCUGCAAGCCACGGGUUUCAGCAGCACCACACCAUCCCGGUGGGAUCUGUCACCUUCUCCAAGGAGUUUAUCUCUACUUCCAGCACCCAAAAGGCUGGAGUCCUGGAGAAAUUUUAAGUCCAGCUUUAAGUCCUGGUGUUUUUAAAAGCUCCUACCUGCAAAAGAGGUUGUAAAGCCGAGCACAUCAAAGGCAGGAAACAUAAAAAGGAGUUGCGAUAACUUAUGUAGGAUUGUCGUGCGUUGCAUGUGUCCAGGAAGGUGUGCGUCAGAAAACAUUUAUAAAGUGUGGAUUUUAAAUGGACUUUAUGAAUACAGCACAAACAAUUCAGCAUCUUAACAAAAAGAAAGGAAUAGAAGAUAUUAGGCAAAAAAAGAAAAGGACAUGGAACAAGGUUCUUA
Molecule: messenger RNA, 4598 nt
Organism: Cygnus olor (mute swan)
Lineage: Eukaryota; Metazoa; Chordata; Aves; Anseriformes; Anatidae
Gene: COLQ
Product: collagen like tail subunit of asymmetric acetylcholinesterase
Exons: 17
Coding region: 758-2404 (548 amino acids)
Molecular function (GO): heparin binding
Source: RefSeq, a predicted model, not a curated record